Molecule: messenger RNA, 1877 nt
Organism: Asterias rubens (European starfish)
Lineage: Eukaryota; Metazoa; Echinodermata; Asteroidea; Forcipulatida; Asteriidae
Product: homeobox protein HB1-like
Exons: 2
Coding region: 97-930 (277 amino acids)
Biological process (GO): anterior/posterior pattern specification; regulation of transcription by RNA polymerase II
Cellular component (GO): nucleus
Molecular function (GO): RNA polymerase II cis-regulatory region sequence-specific DNA binding; DNA-binding transcription factor activity, RNA polymerase II-specific
Source: RefSeq, a predicted model, not a curated record
GGCAAACCCCGCUACUGUCUGCAAUAGCCGUUAUAUUACUCCAUAUUAUUUUGUUUAUCAACACCACGCUUGUUAUAGGCGAGCGUUGUGUCAAACAUGAAUUCCAGUUCGUAUUUUGUCAACACUCUUUUCUCCAAGUACCAGCCGGGCGAGGGGUUUUACCCAUCAGGGUACGAACUACCAUCUUGUGCUUUUAGUAAAAACCAAAAGAGUGCUUAUAGUACGGGAAACAUCAGCGGUACCAUGAAUGGAGUCUCAGCCAGCCAUCACCAGCAACCGCCCGGGUAUUUCACUCCGGCGACCACCAGCGGUACCUACCACGGCUCGUACGAACCCCACAGUACAAACACACCGAGUAACAUGUACGGGACGUUGAACCAGAGCGCAGCGUCACCGAUUACUUCGUGGGAUGCUAGGCUCGCAUCUUACGGCACCUCAUGGCCGGGAAACACGGCCGAGAUUGACGCUUCGUAUAACUUGAAAGAACACUCUGGUGCGAUGGGUGUCUUUUCACAAAGUGCUCAGUCAGAUGUACUCAAUAAUAACUGUCAUAAUUCAGCGGUAUCGGGAGGCAAUUCAAAUUUCCCGUGGAUGAACGUUACAGGAACAGUCACAGGGAUGGAUGUUGGACGGAAGCGAUGUCGCCAGACCUACACCCGAUACCAGACCCUAGAACUGGAGAAGGAAUUCCACUACAACCGUUACCUCACAAGAAGAAGACGGAUCGAGCUGUCGCAUCAACUCGGACUCACAGAAAGACAGAUCAAAAUAUGGUUUCAGAACAGACGGAUGAAGUACAAGAAAGAGAACAAGAAAGACGCCGGGAGCAUGGAGGAUGCGAAGGAGGGGUCUGAUGGGGACGUGGGGAGCGCAACCACCCUCCCCGGGACUGAGGACAGUGGGGGUGUUCACGAGGGAAAGGAGAAAUGAUCAAAUCAGUUGAUUAAGACUUGAUUUGUCUCUAGGAAGAGGCUUUAAUAAUUCACUGUCGUUCUACCUCAACAUGGGGUGGUCUUCAGACUUUACUGUAAUUAAGGGAGAUAGCUGCAUCAGUACUGACUCACAAUCUUUAAGAUUCGGAGUUGAACGGAGAAAAAUGACUAGAGUGAGAUUUGAGCCAACGACCUCCGGAUUAGCGUGCCGGCACUCGACCAACUGAGCUAUCCAGCCUUAAUUAGUAGCGGUCUCCCUGUUUUGUCAGUAUCUUUGUUCUUUGAGUUGAGAUCACAAUGCUUUAAAGGCUACUACAAUCCAUAAAAACGUCGUUGACUGUAAUUGAAUGGCAACUGGUAUCUGGACAUGAACGAUAUUUUUUACCAUGAAGUCAAUGUAUUUAAUUACUUAUACCGUUUUACUGAUUGUACUGUAUAACCCUUAAUAGGCCUUAGACCUCCGACGCAGCUGUUUUUGUUUUCCCAAAAGCAUCCAGUGGUUUUAGUUUAAGUGUGGAACAAGUUAAAUAGCCUGACUCUUGAUGCAUCAGAAACAUUACAUUCUAAAAACGCCUUGGUCAGACUUGACUUGGGUUAUGAGUCUCAGGGUGCCAGACACAAUUAUGAGUCAGGCUGAACCGGACACUGGUAAAAAACAACAACAUAAUUUAAACACAGAUUCUGCGUACGUUUGACCCUUUUCUGGGUCCUUUUGAUAAAGAUUCCGGGUAAUCCUGACCAAGAAAUGUGUCGUGUCCCAAGCAACCCGGAACCCUUGCCAAUAAUUGACCCGGGAUUUCGACAGUGCAUACAAUAGUAUAUGCUGCAGUAUGAAUCUGACAAAGUGGUGUAUAGUGAAAGCUACGCUCGGUCGAGAUGAUAAUAAUAUAUAAGUAGCUAUAUUGUUUUGCAAACUUGCGAAUACAGCCGUGUAUAAUUCUCUUG